CCAAUGAAUGCUGACAACCCUCUGAACAUGUAUUCCUUUGUCCCCAGAUGUGCAGAAUAAUCCUUCCAGGCAUGGCCAACAGAGGAAAAGGGCUGAUUGUGAAUAUUUCAUCUGGAGUUGCUUGCAUCCCUUUCCCCCUGUACACCCUGUAUACUGCGUCCAAGGUGUUCGUGGAGAGAGUUUCUCAAGGUCUUCAAGCUGAAUACAAAGUUAAUGGGAUUAUAAUACAGGCGGUCGCUCCGUUCGGGGUCUCUACUCGGAUGGCCGCUUACCAACAAACCAACAUAGUGACGCCGUCGCCGGAAGACUUCGUAAAAAGAUCCCUGCAGUACCUGAGAGCUGGAGACAAAACACACGGCAGCAUCUGUCACACACUCAUGGGCUGGUUUCUACUGUCUGUUCCUCUCAAGCUUCUCUAUGCAGAGUCCAUGUUACACAGCCUCCAGGACUAUGUGAAGAAGAAAACGUCCAUCUCUGCAUCAAGUGCAACUUUUGAAAACAAAUAAAUAAACAGGAAGACCGAAAGUCAUUUGGCUCAAAUAUCUGUAAAUAUAAAUAUAAAUAUGAAACUGGCGUCCACACUUCAAUGUUUUCUGUUUCUCAUUUAAACAAAGCUAUAAACUUUUAAAAGUAUUAUCAAUAGGAAUUGUAGUCUCCAAUGUGAUAUUUCUUUCUGUUGUAGCGUUUGUAACAUGGUGGGGAAACCUCCCUCAGGAAAGCCCCUUUAUGAAGCAUAUGUUUUUUGUAUGUAGCUUUUGUUUUCAUCUAUGGAAUGUAUUUGUAAUGUAAUGUCGCACCUUGUUAAGCUC
This is a messenger RNA of Paralichthys olivaceus (Japanese flounder), 809 nucleotides long. Lineage: Eukaryota; Metazoa; Chordata; Actinopteri; Pleuronectiformes; Paralichthyidae. The record is from RefSeq and is a predicted model, not a curated record.